AUCCUUGAUCUUCCUCUUCCGUUAAAAUUCAGCAAAUUUCGAUCCUCCGAAUUCGAUUUUCCGUUCGGUGCUCGUCGGAACAAAACCGUUCAAACUACCAUUUUUUUUUUUUUUGAUGGGUUUAAAUGCUCCGAGCUGUUGAAUUCUAUUCCGAUUGAUGUCAAACUCUAACGUUGAGGGUUCAACACUGCAAUGCCGGUCUACGUUGAUCGUGAGGCUCCUAAGCUCUGGAGGAAAAUUUGCACGGAGGCUUUCGUAGAGAUUUCGCUUCUCGGAGAGAACUGGAAGCUUAUCUUUGCCGGACUUCUUUUUCAGUAUAUCCAUGGUUUGGCUGCUCAUGGAGUUCAUUACCUACAUCGACCAGGGCCAACACUUCAGGAUGCUGGGUUUUUUCUGCUUCCUGAACUUGGACAAGACAAGAAUUAUAUCAGUGAGGCUGUAUUCACCUUCAUCUUUUGCUCCUUUAUUUUGUGGACCUUCCACCCCUUUGUUUUCCAGAGCAAAAGAAUCUAUACUGUUCUGAUUUGGUGUAGGGUUUUUGCUUAUUUAGUUGUUUCCCAAAGUCUCCGCAUCAUAACAUUCUAUUCAACUCAGCUUCCUGGUCCAAAUUAUCAUUGUCGUGAGGGCUCUACACUUGCCAGGUUACCUCGUCCAGAUAGUCUACUUGCAGUCCUUUUAAUCAACUUUCCCCGAGGUGCUAUUUAUGGAUGUGGUGAUUUGAUAUUCUCAUCACAUAUGAUUUUUAGCUUGGUAUUUGUCCGCACGUAUCAAAAAUAUGGCAUAAGAAGGGGCAUUAAACAAUUUGCUUGGUUGCUUGCUGUGGCUCAGAGCCUCCUGAUUAUAGCAUCUCGCAAACAUUACACUGUUGACGUUGUAGUUGCAUGGUAUACUGUAAAUUUGGUAGUUUUCUUUGUUGACAAGAAAUUACCAGAGUUGCCAGACAGAUCUGCUGGAUCCUCAGCUCUACCCAUCCUUCCUUUGAGCACAAGAGAAAAGGAUUGCAAGAACAAAGAAGAGCACCCUAAAUUACUAAAUGGGAAUUCCAUGACCAGUCCGAACUAAUCACAGGUUAUCAGCAACAUUUCUGGCCACAUUGGUGCUCCCUUUUGCCAGAUGCUUUCAGAAGGUACUAUAAAACGGUGCAAAGUUCUUUCUGCCAAGAUUAGGCACAAAUGAAUCACAACCUUCAAG
Molecule: messenger RNA, 1191 nt
Organism: Rubroshorea leprosula
Lineage: Eukaryota; Viridiplantae; Streptophyta; Magnoliopsida; Malvales; Dipterocarpaceae
Source: the annotation of a GenBank genome assembly